UUUUUAAAAUAAAAUUUACAGAGAAACGUGAAAAUGGCUGCGUCGGCUAAAAAACGUGAUAUUGAGAAUAAAUCUAAAGAAAAUGACGAUGUUACAAGCAGUGACGUGAGUAGUGACGAAGAAAAUGUUGACAAUAAUGACGAGAAGGGUAAUCAGAUAAUGGUAGAUUUCGUUGGUCGGACACCAGACGACUCAGAUUAUCAUGGAAUUAAAAUUUUGUUGCAACAAUUAUUUUUAAAAGCUCAUGUAAAUGUCGGUGCUCUUGCUGAUUACAUUAUUUCGCAUAAUUAUGUUGGUUCUGUAGUGAAACAAGAAGCUGACGACGAUGACGAUGAUGAUGAUAAUGAUACUAGUGACGUUGGUGACGUUUUUGGUGUCACCAGUGUCAUUAAUGUCUCUCAUGGACAAGUAAGCUCAUCAAAUCCUAAUGAAGAAUGCAUCCAACAGCUGCGUAGUUUACUAAAAGAACUGUCAAGUGAAUACGCAACGGAUUCAGUCAAUGGAAUGAUAACCAACAUCUUGGAGAAUGACUCAUCCGCACUGGGGUUGAUAAUAAACGAGAGAUUUGUUAAUAUUCCAGCAGAUAUAUCGGUGCCACUUCUGGAGAAUCUCAUGUCGGAUAUGAAGCGCGCAAAUGCUAAAAAAAUGGCGUACGAUUUCCAGUACUAUGUGAUUAUUUCAAAGCUGUCAAAGCCAAAGACAGCUGGCAAGAGUAAGGGCAAGAAAAAAAAUACUGAAGACCCAGAGGAAUUGUGGAGUAACCAAGAGGAAGAGGUAUUUGACGAGGAAUCAAUGUGUAAAUUUGAGUUUUCCGUAGCUAAAGAAACAGAUACCGGGUUAUCUGGUGCAUGGAAUGAAGACGACGACGAGUUGAUCCCUUACAGGCGCGUGAUGAUAUUUGAGGCGGCAAAAUUACCGGGAAUUAUUGAAAAAAUUAAAAAAUUUAUUGCUCAUUAAACUUGGUUACAAAUAAUCGCUUACA
Microplitis demolitor is the source of this 982-nucleotide messenger RNA. Its product is annotated as protein BCCIP homolog. The transcript has 3 exons. Gene Ontology annotation, cellular component: nucleus. The coding region runs from base 34 to 957 and encodes 307 amino acids. The record is from RefSeq and is a predicted model, not a curated record. Lineage: Eukaryota; Metazoa; Arthropoda; Insecta; Hymenoptera; Braconidae.